Molecule: messenger RNA, 1991 nt
Organism: Culex pipiens pallens (northern house mosquito)
Lineage: Eukaryota; Metazoa; Arthropoda; Insecta; Diptera; Culicidae
Product: protein LTV1 homolog
Exons: 1
Coding region: 656-1015 (119 amino acids)
Source: RefSeq, a predicted model, not a curated record
AAAAAAAAAGAUCAAAACAAUCCCAGCAGACCGUUCCGUGUUUGUGCUUGAAUUUUUUGAGAAACUCGUCAGUGUUUGGUGAAAUGUUGCUAUCUUGGCUGCUGUCUGGGAUAAUUCGUGUCAAAAGCUGCUGCAGAUGCCAGAAGUGAGCCACUAGGUAAUGGUGCCCGGCCCGUGCCGGAGGGGUUCCGGAUGGAUUGACUGUUGGCGAAUCAAAAGUACAGAACGAUCCGCGUGCCCCGUCUCGAGCGUAUACUUCCGCCAGCAAGGUCGAGCUAGAAAAGCGCAAACAGGAGUAGGCCAAGUUUGGGGUGUAUUUUGACGAAGAUUACAACUACCUGCAGCAUCUGGAAUCCGAAAGGAACGAAGUCUACUGGGAACCUGUGCAGCCGGCGAAGACGGCCGGGCGGAGAAGGUCAGCACCAAGCUGCCCAGCUCGAUGUUUGCGUCGAAGGUGGAGGGGUUGAUGAAGAAAAAGGCACACAUGGGGCCUGGGCUGUGACCGGAUUGGGAUCCGGACGAGGAUUUUGACUUCGAGAACCCGGAUAAUGCGUUGGAAGAUAACUUUAUUGAACUGGCCAUGGGAGGGAAGGAAGAGGACGAUUACUUCGGUGAAGGGGAGGAGGACUAGGGAGUAGACUCGAAUGAGGCCGGAAUGUCCGACGAAGACGAGGAGCGGGACAGAUUUAGACCGCUGGCGCUUGACCAGGAGGAGACCAAGUCAUGCUUCACGGAAUACUCGAUGAGUAGUAGCGUGAUCUGGAGGAACGAGCUCUGUACGAAGUGGCGUAGCAUCAACCCGAAAACUGGCCUGCCGAUGAACGUGCUCGGUGCGACCGUCAGGGUCAAGUCGCCCGGUCCCAUCGGCCGGUGCAACGGCAGUGUAAUCUCCACGCUGAGCGUGUUGUCGAUCCGGCCAAAAGACGAAUCGCCCGAGGAGCAAGAAACUGCUGAAGGAGUACCGCGUGGAGCGGCGAAUAGAGCGCAAGGUCAACACGCUCACGGUCAAGGAUGAGGAGAAGCAGCAGGAGAAGAGACAACUGAACAGCCGCGUCAACGCGGGCGUAAGGAUCGAAUUUGUGAAGGACACGAACACACACACACAUACACUUACACACACUAAAUUUAUGGAAUACAUUGUUAAAUCAAACAAAUGGUUUUUUACUUUUCUCUUGAAGAAAACUAAUGGAGUGUUUUUUAGAAUUGAUUCAACUUCAAAGAAACCUUGCGCCAGAACAAAAUUCAAACGCAACGGCUGCUGGGAGGUAUGGACCAUCCAUAAACCACGUGGAUACCUAGGGGUAGAGGUUCAACGGUUGUCCAGGCUCCAGGCUUCAUACAAAAAGAUUUGUGUUGUAUGGAAAGUUUCCACGAGGGGGGGUCUGCGAUUUCAAAAAAGUGCUUACGUGGUUUAUGGAUGGCCCCUUAAAAGAGAUCGUACUAGUAUUCUGACGUCGACAUGUGUUACAUGUAAGAAAUUGCUCAUAUUUAAUUUCCUAUUUUAUCUUUUAUUCUUAGGUUCGCACUUUUAAACCAAACUAAUUUAAAAAUUUACAUGGAAUAUAGAAAAUGACAAAAUAAUCGUUUCAUUAUGAAUAGCAAUUGGCCAUAUUCUAAUGAAACACGAGGGUCAAGAUCUCUUGUCAGUCCCUGUGCAGUAAAUGACUUUCACAUUUGAAACCCAAAAAAAACAUAACUGAGCCGUAAACUUUAUUUUCGUAAUUUAACAAACUCAGUAUUUAUGAUGUUACAAAAAAACGAAAAGGAUAUAUUGGAAUAUCAAACCAAUAACAGUUUCUGUUAUUAUGGAAUAAAAUGGAAAAACAUAACUUAAGCUGUUAUUAUCAUCUUAUUUCACAUUUCCAAUGGAAUAUCAAACCAAUAACAGUUUCUGUUAUUAUGGAAUUAAAUAGAAAAACAUAACAUAAAUUGUUAUUAUUAUCUUAUUCCGCAUUUCAAAUUGAAUAUCAUCCCAAUAACAUUCUUUGUUA